UCCUUCUACUGAUCCGCUUGUGCCCGAGGGUUCCUCUCGUCGUCGUGCUCCUCCUCGGCUUCCGGUGGCACCGUCUCCUUCCGUCCAGGUUGCUGCAAGCCUCACGUCACGUGGGACCCUUCCUGCUCCAUCCUCACAGCGUCCCUUUGCGCCGCUGUCUCCGGCGCCUCUAUGCGAUUUGUGAUGCGCCUUCCUUCCACCAAAGAUCCAUAGGUAAAUUCCAGCUCCAUGAUCUUUCCAAGUGAAACUGCAAUUUGGGAUCCAUCCUGCUAGUUCUUCAACACUAUUCCACAUUUGCAACCAAAUGCAAACGAUGCUGAGUAUCAUCAAAUCACGCCCCUUUAACCCCUUGUUUCGCUUCAUCUCUCUCCUCCCAACCGCCACCACUACACCACACUCAUUCUCCACCUCACCAUCCAAAACCCCACUCCAGAACCAAUUCGAGACAUGGAUCAACCAUCUCAAACCGGGCUUCACCCCUUCCGACGUCCACCGAGCCCUGCAGGCUCAAUCAGACCCAGACCUCUCCCUCGACAUCUUCCGCUGGACGGCCCAACAGCGCAACUACACCCACACUCACCUCACCUACCUCACCGUCAUCAAACAACUCAUCGCCGGCCGCCGCUACCGUCAAGCCGAAACUCUAAUCCACGAGGUCAUCGCCGGCGCCUGCGACCCCUCUGUCGAGCUCUACAACGCCGUCAUCCGCUUCUGCUGCGGCCGCAAGUUCCUCUUCAGCCUCGCCUUCGACGUCUAUAAGAAGAUGCUCAGGUCGGAGGAUUCCAAACCCACUCUCGAAACCUAUUCUCUUUUGUUCAAUUCACUUCUUAGAAGGUUCAAUAAGCUCAAUGUUUGUUACGUUUACUUGCAUUCUGUGAGGUCCAUGACUAAGCAAAUGAAGGCCAAUGGUGUUAUUCCUGAUACUUUUGUCCUCAACAUGAUAAUCAAAGCUUAUUCCAAGUGUUUGGAGCUUGAUGAGGCCAUUAAGGUUUUUCGUGAUAUGGGCUUGUAUGGCUGUGAGCCAAAUGCAUAUAGUUAUGGAUAUAUUGCAAAAGGUUUGUGUGAGAAGGGUAGGGUAAGUCAGGGAUUUAAGUUCUUUGUGGAGAUGAGGGGUAAGGGUUUUGUGCCGAGUGCGAGUACUUAUGUGAUAAUCGUUUGCAGUCUUGCCAUGAAUGGGAGGUUUGAGGAUGCCAUUGAUGUUCUGUUUGAUAUGUUGGAGAACUCUAAGUCCCCUGAUCACUUGACUUAUAAGACUGUCCUGGAGGGAUUGUGUCGCGAGGGGAGAGCCGACGGGGCUUUUGAUCUGCUUGAUGAGUGUAGGAAGAGGGAUGUUAACAUGAAUGAAAAGAUGUAUAAAGCAUUGUUGAGAGAAUUGCACUAUAUUUGCAGGGAGGGGGAGUAGAUACUGUGCUUGUUCCUUUUGUCUAGAAAUACAUAAGUUGUCGAAUUCAGUUAUAGGGAGUGGUUGAGCAUGGCGUGGCAAGCUCCGAAUUCUACGAGGCAUUCAAUGGGUGGUAUGAGAUGGCCAAUGCUGAUUAAGUGGAACAUCUUGCUUUGAAAAUGUCUUGUAACUUCUUUUGCAGUGAUUUCCCUUCCAUCUGAGUUGCAAUAUUUGCUCUGGUGAUGAUGAUAUUGCAGAAGGUGUCACUUAUGACAAGAGUAUGAUCAUGUUAUGUAAACUACGGCUUACACGCUUGCAUAAUUGCUUACCCCCCGUUGAGGCAAAUAUUGAACUCAAGCUUGCUGCAAUGAAAGAUUUGAAAAUCAAUUCCAUGUCGGGAGCUUCCCUCGUACCAUUGACUGCAACCUCAAGUAGCUGGAUAGAAUUUCUGUGCACAGACAAAACCAUAGAUGAACAAUAUGGGAAGAGGAAUCAACAAUGAGGCAUAGUAGAACUUUUGCGGCCCAAAGUACACAAGCAUGGUAACUUCGUAGAGUAUCAAAGAUGCUAGUAUACGGUUAUGUAUGUGGGGCCAUACAUAGUUAACAUAUAUAAACAGAAAGAUUACUAAUUGUAAUUGAUGAGGUAUCAAAGUAAAGUGGUACGUAUACCUAACAUGCAUACCGUGAUGUUUCCCAUUGUUAACUCUUGAAGGUCAUCCACAACUGU
Arachis stenosperma is the source of this 2110-nucleotide messenger RNA. RefSeq names its product pentatricopeptide repeat-containing protein At3g25210, mitochondrial. The transcript has 2 exons. Gene Ontology annotation, molecular function: protein binding. Lineage: Eukaryota; Viridiplantae; Streptophyta; Magnoliopsida; Fabales; Fabaceae. The record is from RefSeq and is a predicted model, not a curated record. The coding region runs from base 305 to 1402 and encodes 365 amino acids.